AUGGACGAACGUCUUGCUGCAACUUUUGCUUUCAGAGGACGUCUUUUUCAUUGGUUCUUCUUAACAUCAUUGUUGGUGUUUUGUUCAUCUGAUCCAGGAGAUCUUAUUCAUGUUUUACAAGGAGGAUUUCACCCCGAUGGAAGUGACUGGCUUCUGUACUUUGUCAUCAAACGUUAUUAUCAAGCUGCUGCUGUUAUGUCUAAUGAUUUUAGUGUCUGCAUAGUGCCUAAUCAUAAUCCAAAUUACGGCAUGUUUACAAGCCCUUAUCAACCGGAAAUUAUCACCGAUUCCUCGGAUAUCGUGGUUAAACAAAGAAAAAGCAUGACAUUGUAUUGUAACGCGACUGGAAAUCCAUUACCAACGAUAUCAUGGGGGAAAAAUGGAAAUCCUAUCGGCAAUAAUUCCAAGAUCAGUUAUUCAGCAGAAAGAAUUAAGUUGAAGAUAAUAAAUGUGUACAGGACAGACAGUGGAACAAACCGGUGUGUAGCUGUCAAUAGCAUUGGUGAUGCCACCUCACGUGAUGCAAAAUUAGUUGUAGAAUUGUAUGUGGUUGCCAGUUGCACAAUAGAGGACGUUUGUUUUACAAUUGUAGAUCGAGGUGAGAUCACCACUAAUCCUAGUAAUGUGACAAAAAGAGAAGGAGAAAACGUUACGUUACACUGUAAUGCUACUGGAAACCCGCUCCCUACUCUAUCAUGGACAAAAUAUGGGUCUCACAUUGGUAACAACCCCAGAAUCAGCUUUUCAGAAGACAAAAAUCAGUUCACUAUUACCAAUGCCAAGGGAGAAGACAGCGGAGCAUACCGUUGUGUGGCGAUUAACUGUCUUGGAAAUAAUACGUCUGGUACUACUUUCGUCAAUGUCCAGUUUGCACCUGAAAUCUCCAAACAAACGAGGAAUAACAUUUUUGUAAAAGGAGAAAAUGUGAUUUUUAGUUGUUCAGUGGAAGGGAACCCUACACCCAGUGUUGUUUGGACAAAGAAUGGAGAAGACCUGGAUGUAACAGCAAACAGUCGAUUGAAAUUGUCCUCUAAGAACAAUGAUUGCUGUUUAGAAAUUGCAGAGGUUCACCUGUCAGACUCAGGGCUAUACAUAUGUGUGGCUAAUAACAGCGUGGGUAGAUCAUCCUCAUCAGCAACUAACCUCAUGGUACAAGAUGUAUCACACCCACCUAAGGAUUUGAGAGUAAUUUCAAGAGGAUCACGGUUAAUUUAUAUCUCCUGGACAGCUGGUUUUGAUGGGAAUAGUGCCAUCCAGAACUACACAGUGGAAAUCCGUCAAGAUGGGCAGAUUUUCAGAGAUGCUAUAUGUCAAGGAAGACUCUUAGUCAAUGCUUGUGUGAUUUACACCACAAGAGUUUCUAUUAGAGAGCUGUUUCCUUGGACAACUUAUUACCUCAGGGUUUUCGCCAGGAACAUAAUUGGCUCUAGUAACUACAGCUUCGUUGUAGAUGUUACCACCCAUGAAGAAGAGCCCGGAGCACCUCCUGAGAAUUUGCAAGGUUACAAUACCGGUUCGACCAGCAUUAAAGUUACAUGGAUUGCGGUGCGGAAGGACAAACAGCAUGGUGAUAUCAUCCGAUAUACAGUCAUGCACAAAAAGACGACCAAUGGCACUUACAAGUCAGUAGAAGUAACACCAAUAUCUGGAAAAUUUGUUGAAAUAAAAGGACUUGAUAGAUACACAUACUACGACAUUAAGGUUUCAGCUGCUACCUAUCUAGGGAAUGGACCAGCAAGUGAACCCAUCAAAGUCCGAACAGACGAAGACGUGCCUUCUGCGGCCCCUACAUUAGUCUCUGUACAAACACUGAACAGCACUAGCAUACAAGUUGAAUGGUUGGCUGUACCAGAAGAAUCCAUACAAGGGAUUCCGAUCAGAUACACUAUUUACUUCACUGAUUCCGAUGGGAAGGUUAAUACCAAGGUUGUGAGACCAGUUAAGGAUCGGAAUACAUAUCAAGGGGUUGUUCCUUGUCUUAAGGAAUCUACAGAGUAUUCAUUCCAAGUUUCGGUUUCAACUGCAAAGGGUGAAGGUCCUCUAGGUGUGUCCAAAUCGUCUUCAACUAAACGUGGAUGGAAGGAAGAUUUUUGCGGAGCUGCUAUGAUGGAACAGGUUCUUCGUUCAACUGCAAAGCUAGAAGAAAAAGUUAGUGUGCAGUUUGACCAGUACUGGUCUUCAGAAGAUGCAGAAUCGUAUGGUGACACAGCAGAGUUCAGUGGAAUCAGAAUCCGCACAAGGACUGGAACGGAUGUCAAUAACAGCUACCAAUUAAAAGUGGGAGCUUUUGAAGCAUACUCCUGGCCUUAG
Messenger RNA from Stylophora pistillata, 2310 nucleotides. Its product is annotated as cell adhesion molecule Dscam1. Gene Ontology annotation, biological process: homophilic cell-cell adhesion; synapse assembly. Gene Ontology annotation, molecular function: protein binding. Lineage: Eukaryota; Metazoa; Cnidaria; Anthozoa; Scleractinia; Pocilloporidae. The record is from RefSeq and is a predicted model, not a curated record. Gene Ontology annotation, cellular component: synapse.